CCUGGAGCCCCGCGGGCCGCGGAGAGCCCGCGCGGGAGCCGAGAUGUGUCUGCGCCUGGGUGGCCCAAGUACAGGCGACACCGGGAAGGUGCUGAUGAAGCAGGGGCUGGUCUUGGUGGUGCUGGGCCACCUGAGCUUCAUCACCGCUGCCAUCCUCCAUGGCACUGUGCUGCGCUACGUGGUCACUCCAGGCAAUGCCCUGACACUGCAGUACUGCGUGAUCAACAUCCUAUCCGUCACCUCAGCCAUCAUGGUCAUCACCUCAGGCAUCACCACUAUCAUCUUAUCACGCUACCUCUCCAGUGUCCCUCUGCGCUGGACAGUGUUCAGCUUGAGUGUGGCCUGUGCCCUUCUCACUCUGACCUGUGCCCUUGGCCUCUUGGCUUCCAUCGCCAAGACCUUUGCCACUCAGGGCCAGGCACUACUGGCCGCCUGCACAUUAGGGAGUCCUGAGCUCCUGGCCCUGGCCUCCAACUGUCCCUUCGAUCCCACACGCAUUUAUAGCUCCAGCUUGUGCCUCUGGGGCAUCUCCCUCGUGUUGUGUGUGGCUGAGACCGUGUUUGCCGUGCGCUGUGCCCAUUUCAGCCACCAACUGCUGGGCUUGAGGCCCUGGUGUGGGAAAAGUUACCCUCUCUCGUUACAGGAGAGCCCGGAGCCUGUGGAGGGCCGCGACCUGCUAAGCUGCACCAGCUCCGAGCCACUGACCCUCUGACGCCUGGAGCCGCACUGGGGUUCCCACCAAGUCCGCACUGUGACAAGCUCAGGACUUUGGAGCCCUCCCCACAGGACUCAAGCAUACCACAUGGGGCCCUGUGGCGCUUUCAUCGCACCCCCAGCCACCCAGCCCACUGCACUGAAACAGACUUUAUUGUGAAGGUAUUAAAAAGAAAAGAUGCUCCA
Molecule: messenger RNA, 900 nt
Organism: Suncus etruscus (white-toothed pygmy shrew)
Lineage: Eukaryota; Metazoa; Chordata; Mammalia; Eulipotyphla; Soricidae
Gene: TMEM54
Product: transmembrane protein 54
Exons: 6
Coding region: 44-712 (222 amino acids)
Source: RefSeq, a predicted model, not a curated record